AUAAAUUUCUAGUUGCAAGCAAACAACAUGGCACAGUCCAUGUUAAUCCUGUUUGAGCAUGCAUCAGGCUAUGGCCUGUUCAGGGUCAAGGAGUUUGAGGAGGUUGGGAUGAUGCUGCCAGCUGUUGAGGAGGCCAUACGCGAUCUCAGCAAGUUCAACUCGGUUGUCAAACUUGUGGCUUUCUCACCAUUCAAGAGCGGCACCAAUGCCUUGGAUAAUAUAAAUAGCAUUUCUGAAGGUGUUGUACAUGAAGAUUUGCGUCUGUUCAUUGAGACCAAUGUCCCUCAGUCAUCUAAGAAGCAGAAGGUGGUUCUUGGAGUUAGCGAUCCUAAGAUCGGUUCAUCUAUCAGUGAGGACCUGGGUGUAUCAUGCCUGCAUACUGGAGUAGUGCCGGAGGUUGUCAGAGGAAUCAGGCAGCACUUUCCCAACCUUGUGAAGGGCCUCACUGAGGUGUCAGCCAGUAAAGCCCAGCUCGGUCUCGGUCACAGCUACUCCAGAGCCAAGGUCAAGUUUAAUGUUAACCGUGUAGACAACAUGAUCAUACAGAGUAUCAGCUUGCUGGACCAGCUGGACAAGAACAUCAACACAUUCGCAAUGAGGAUCAGAGAGUGGUACUCUUACCACUUCCCAGAACUGAUGAAGAUCGUGAAUGAUAACAGCAUGUACUGUAAGGUGGCGCGCCUGAUCAAGAACCGUAAGGAGUUCACGGAGGACAAGAUGACAGAGCUGGAGGAGAUUGUGAUGGAUGAUGCUAAGGUCAAGGCCAUCUAUGACGCGUCAAGAUCAUCCAUGGGAAUGGACAUCUCAGUGAUUGACCUGAUCAACAUUGAGACAUUUGCUUCAAAGGUGAUCUCCCUGGUGGAGUACAGGAAGUCCCUACACGAAUACCUGAAAAGCAAGAUGGCUGCCGUUGCCCCGAACCUCUCAACACUCAUUGGUGAACAGGUGGGCGCCCGUUUGAUUGCCCAUGCUGGCAGUCUAACCAACCUGGCCAAAUACCCGGCCUCCACUGUACAGAUCCUGGGAGCUGAGAAGGCCCUCUUUAGAGCUCUGAAAACAAAAGGGAACACGCCGAAAUAUGGUCUGAUAUUUCACUCGACAUUCAUUGGUCGAGCUGGGGCUAAGAACAAAGGACGAAUCUCCCGUUACCUGGCCAACAAGUGUUCCAUUGCUUCUCGCAUUGAUUGCUUCUCAGACAUCCCUACCUCUGUGUACGGGGAGUUUCUCCGCCAACAGGUGGAAGAUAGGCUCAAGUUUUACGAGACAGGAGAGGCACCCAAGAAGAAUAUUGAUGUCAUGCAUGAGGCCAUGCAAGAGGCUACAGUUGUUCAAGCCAAUCUUCUGAAGAAAGACAGAAAGAAGAAAAAGAAAGAGAAGAAGAAGGGUAAGGGAGAUGCCGGUGACGUUUCCAUGGAAACAGACGCCAACACGACGGCAGACAUGACAGCUGAAAGCUCCAUGCUUGAGGAGCCCCAGAAAAAGAAGAAGAAAAAGAAGAGGCAGUCUGAAGGUGAGAGUGAGGCGAAUGUCACCAUGGAGACAACCCAGGAGCUUGACGUCUCCCAGGAGACAGAGGGGGAACCCCCAGCCAAGAAACAGAAGAAAAAGAAGAAGAAGCCAAAAUAAUGAAUAAUAUUGGGCGGUCAUGAUGUACCGCAGUCACAGUGUGGUGUGAGGGGUGGUCUCAAGUGACCCAGGAAUUUUAAAUGCUUUUAAUGGAUUUAUUAUUGAUACUAUUUUGUCAUAAUGUAAAUGUAGCCUAUAUGAAAAAGAGACAUAUUUGUUCAGAUGUACCAAGGAUAGACUGUCAGUUGGCAAAUAGUUUUCAAAACGCAUUGAUAAAAUGAAUGAUAUAUUCUGCCAGUUAAUUUGUUUUCCUUUUUUUUAAAGCCAAAAUGGCUUAAAAAAAGCCCCUGACUUUUAUGUAAAUAAAAUAUUCUGGUAUGGUAUUUGUUUUAUUUGAGAAAUAAGUUUUAGCCAACUUCAGUACUAUUAUACAAUUGUAAUUGUAAGUAAUACAUGUACAUUAUGGGCAGUAAAAUUGUGUUCAUUUGUAUGUUUUCAUGCUUCAUUGUUAUUUCCCAUUACAUUGGAUAAGCAUACCUUAAACCAUAUUUCAUAAUAAAUAGUGUUCAGUC
This is a messenger RNA of Mya arenaria, 2138 nucleotides long. RefSeq names its product nucleolar protein 56-like. NCBI's taxonomy places the organism in Eukaryota, Metazoa, Mollusca, Bivalvia, Myida, Myidae. The transcript is spliced from 11 exons. The coding region runs from base 28 to 1626 and encodes 532 amino acids. The record is from RefSeq and is a predicted model, not a curated record. Gene Ontology annotation, molecular function: snoRNA binding. Gene Ontology annotation, cellular component: box C/D methylation guide snoRNP complex; small-subunit processome.